Alternaria postmessia is the source of this 549-nucleotide messenger RNA. RefSeq lists its product as uncharacterized. Gene Ontology annotation, biological process: maturation of 5.8S rRNA from tricistronic rRNA transcript (SSU-rRNA, 5.8S rRNA, LSU-rRNA); nuclear-transcribed mRNA catabolic process, RNase MRP-dependent. Gene Ontology annotation, cellular component: ribonuclease MRP complex. Lineage: Eukaryota; Fungi; Ascomycota; Dothideomycetes; Pleosporales; Pleosporaceae. The transcript has 2 exons. Gene Ontology annotation, molecular function: rRNA primary transcript binding. The coding region runs from base 1 to 549 and encodes 182 amino acids. The record is from RefSeq and is a predicted model, not a curated record.
AUGGCCUCAUCUAACACUACUCCCACCCCGGCCAUCACAGCAACAGCCUUGAUGAAAGCAUCUCCCCAUGAUAUAGCCCAGCUGCACGACAUCCACACCCUGCUCAACAACAUCUUCGCGCGCAACCGAAACCAGCACCAACGCAGCACAUGGUGGAAAAGUCUCCACGGAUUCCGCAAGCAAAUCACCCUCCUGCUUCAAGAUCUUCUGCACGGCCCCGCAAAAGAGCGCGAAGGCAAAGUCGAAGCGCGAUUGAGGUUUUGGGAUCGCGGAGCCGUGCAUACGUGGUACUAUCAGUUCAGUCAACUAGUUGCUGUGGGACCGUUCGCCAUGCUUGGCCUCGUUAUGAUGGCGAGUGUAGCUCGCGUAUGCAGAAUUACCGGUAUAACGGCUGUUUACGAGGAAAUCGCUUCAAGCGAUGUCAAAGGUGUUUUGAGCGCGAGUGACGAACUAGCCUUGGCGGAUGAGUUUAGUGGGGCAUUGGACGAGGGGGAGGGGUGGGAUGAAGGCGUUGUUAUCGCGAGAGAGGAGGAGGAUGACGACGAGUAA